AUGUCGCUUCCGGCCUCUGACAGCGUCAACAUGCCGAUCACCCCAUUGCAAGCUGCAGAGUUGCCCAAAAGACCUCGCAGUCCUAAUAUUGAAAAUGGGGGCGGCAGCAUGGACGACGGCCAAAAAUCCAAAAUACCCAAACCAGACUCUAACACCCCCGUCGAUACGAGCUCUGAAUCAGACGUCUCUUCCGAAGACUCUGACACGUUUAUGAUAGACGAGCUUGCACUGAAAGAAAUUGCAUUUGAAGAGGCCGACGAGUCGGAACCGCCUUUCGAAGAAAUGGAUUACUUUGACCGGGACUCGCCUCCGCUGAUGACCGAUAUCAAGAUCACCAAAAACGUUUGCUCGUACGCCAGAAGCUUCCUCAAGUCGCGCGGAUUUGUUGAAUUUCUGGAAAAGACCAUACCUGUGGACCCUUCGCCUCAAGAUAUACUACACGUCACCGGUAUGCUUGGCUAUGCGCCUAGGUACGAGAGUCGCUUUUACAGAAAUCAGGACCGGACAGAGGAGUUCAUGCAAAAAUGCAUUCUUUUUAUGCAGAAAGCCAUGAACCGGGUGUUGAAGAUCCGCACAAGACUCCCGAGCUUCCACAAGAUCGAGCACGUCAAAAAUGCGCUAGAAAAUGCACAAAACAUCCUAGUGCUUACAGGUGCAGGAAUAUCCACCUCUUUGGGAAUUCCCGAUUUUAGGUCUUCGCAGGGUUUCUACGCCAGGAUGAAGCAUCUUGGGCUCGACGAUCCGCAGGACGUCUUUAGUCUGGAGGUCUUCAAACGGUCCCCGGAGGUGUUUUACUCGAUCGCACAUAUGAUUCUGCCUCCAGAAGCCGCUUACACACCGCUCCAUGGCUUUAUCCGUUUGUUGCAAGACAAAGGGAAGCUGCUGCGAAAUUACACGCAAAACAUCGAUAAUUUGGAAGCCAACGCAGGGGUGCUAAAAGAAAAGAUUGUUCAGUGCCACGGCUCAUUUGCAACUGCCAGCUGUAUUACAUGCAAAUACAAGGUGCCUGGAGAGACUAUUUUUGGGCAUCUCAGACGCCAGGAAAUCGCGUACUGUCCCUUCUGUGAGCAGGAAAGAAAGAGCCUGCUUGCCCAGCUGGACAAGAUGGAGGACGAAGGCGUUUACUCGCGAAAAUUCGAGUACGUGAGCUCUUUCGGCGUGAUGAAGCCUGAUAUUACAUUUUUCGGAGAGGACUUGCCGGAGCAAUUCCACACCACUAUCAAGAGCGAUAUCGAGAAAUGCGACUUGCUGAUCUGCAUAGGGACGUCACUGAAAGUGGCGCCAGUCAGCGAAAUUGUCAACCUUGUUCCAAAUCAUGUCCCGCAAAUCUUGAUCAACAAAGAUCCUAUCUACCACUGCGAGUUUGACGUUGACAUCCUGGGGUACUGCGACCACGUAAUCACUUAUCUCACGGGCAAGGAGCUGGGAUGGCGAAUCAACCACAAGGACUUUGACAAGAUCCUGAACUCUGGUCUGGAACUGACUGUGGUCGACGAGGCAGCAGGCUGCUACGAGGUGACUGACGAGGAGACGCGCAAGAAGCUAGACGCUGAGCUAGCGGAGCCUGACGAGGAGGAUACCCAAGCUAGCGAAUGA
Ogataea haglerorum is the source of this 1596-nucleotide messenger RNA. RefSeq lists its product as uncharacterized. The coding region runs from base 1 to 1596 and encodes 531 amino acids. Gene Ontology annotation, molecular function: NAD+ binding. The record is from RefSeq and is a predicted model, not a curated record. Lineage: Eukaryota; Fungi; Ascomycota; Pichiomycetes; Pichiales; Pichiaceae. The transcript has a single exon.